AUGCAGAAUAUGUGGAGAGGAAUGGAUGGCAAGGCCUAUGACGGACCAAUCGCCGCCAUACACAUUAGACGGUCAGAUAAAAUCAUGCCUGAAGCAAAGUCUCAUGCUGUGGCCGAGUAUAUGUUCAACGUGGAGCGUUUCUUUGAUAUGAAGGAGGCGGAAUCCGAUUUUCUCAUCGGUACCGGCAGUUCUAACAUUUGCAGACUGGCCUAUGUGCUGGCCUCGUUAAAGUCUCAAAUUCAGGGUGAUGCGGCUUUCCAAUGGCAGUCGGUGGAUGAGAUGAAUGAGUGCAGUUUUUCACGGAAACGAUGGUGGCGAGCCAUUGCAGACUUCAAGCAGGAGGCUGUCAAGCUGGGUGAUCAUGUGAGCAUACUGUCAACACAAUGGGUCGGAUUUGUGCAGACUGCUUGGUCAUUGUACAGAUACUGUGAUACUGUCCUACCGGCUUAA
This is a messenger RNA of Dibothriocephalus latus, 450 nucleotides long. The record is from the annotation of a GenBank genome assembly. Lineage: Eukaryota; Metazoa; Platyhelminthes; Cestoda; Diphyllobothriidea; Diphyllobothriidae.